AUGAACCGUCUAUUUGGCACCAAGCCCACGGGCCCCAAGCCCACGCUCAACAACGCCAUCCAGAAUGUCGACACCAAGAUCGAGUCGAUCGACGUCAAACUGGCCCAGAUCAACGCCGAGCUCUCCACGUACCAGCAGAAGCUGAGCAAGAUGCGCGACGGGCCAGGCAAGCAGGCCAUCAAACAGAAAGCACUGAAACUCCUACAGCGUCGCAAGAUGCACGAAUCGCAGCGAGACCAGCUGCAGCAGCAGUCGUGGAACAUGGAACAGGCGGGCAUGAUGCAAGACAACCUCAAGAACGUGAUGACGACGGUGGACGCGAUGAAGACGACCAACAAGGCCCUGAAACAGCAGUACGGCAAAAUCAACAUCGACAAGAUCGAAAAGAUGCAGGAUGAGAUGGCGGAUUUGAUGGAAAUCGGCAACGAGAUCAACGAGAGUAUCAGUCGCGCGUACGACGUGCCGGAAGAUGUGGAUGAAGCCGAGCUGGAUGCCGAGCUGGAGGCGUUGGGAGAAGACAUGCUGCUGGAGCAGGAGAUGGGCCUCGGAGAGAGCACACCAGGCUUUUUACAAGACGAGGUAGUGCCACCGCAGUUCGUGGAUGAGCCUCCCGAGCAGAACAAGCUCAAGGAGGCCGCUGGAGGUGUUGGCUAG
This is a messenger RNA of Capronia epimyces CBS 606.96, 654 nucleotides long. RefSeq lists its product as uncharacterized. The record is from RefSeq and is a predicted model, not a curated record. Gene Ontology annotation, biological process: late endosome to vacuole transport via multivesicular body sorting pathway; vesicle budding from membrane. Gene Ontology annotation, cellular component: multivesicular body. Lineage: Eukaryota; Fungi; Ascomycota; Eurotiomycetes; Chaetothyriales; Herpotrichiellaceae. Bases 1 to 654 code for a protein of 217 amino acids. The transcript has 2 exons.